Chironomus riparius is the source of this 903-nucleotide messenger RNA. The record is from the annotation of a GenBank genome assembly. Lineage: Eukaryota; Metazoa; Arthropoda; Insecta; Diptera; Chironomidae.
AUGCGUUUUACCAAAAAAGAUAUUGUAAAGUUGCUUGAAUACGGACGAGCAUUCUACAAUCCAUCAUUAACUGCAAAAUCCAGACUUAAUUUCGUUAAGAUCAUCAAAACUGAAGCCUUUCCAAAUGCAACAAUCGAGGAAUUGAUUGAAAAAUUUGACUUCCUUUAUAAAAAGUAUCAAGCAUUCAAGUCUGGAUCUGAAAAGAAGUUUGAGUACUAUGCAAUGGUAGAUAUGGCAGUCAAUUUAGCAAAUAAAAAUCACAUUCCAAAAGCUGCAGACAUUGAAAUACUUUCUGAUGAUGACGAUGAAUACAUUCCAGAAGAAGUUACAGGAAUAGAACAGCCAAAAAUCAGCACAAAUAAGCGAUCUAAUGAUGAAGACAUCCAGACUGGCGCGAAAAAGAUAAAACUGGAUGUUAAUUAUGUGCCUUUCCAGGAAAAUAACAUUCCGAUUGUUCCUAUCCAAACCAACGAGAUCCAGUGUGUGAAAAUUGAUGAAAGCGUUUUACAGGACAUAGAAUUGAAUGUAACAAAUGCAGUUCUUGAAAGUCUCAAGAAGGAAGACGAGGUUAAGGCACAGUCAUUGAACGAAUCCUUCCAAUUAAUGAAAAAUGAAUUACGGUCACUUAUUCAAAAUGGAACCACUGAAAUCGUCCAGAUAAUGCACAAAAAGGAGAAGGAACAUCGAUUGAGUGAUGUCUAUGUCAUGAUAAAGACGUUACUUGAUGAGCAAAUGGAAGCAAAUGAGACAUUAAAAGAGAUUAAGACAAUUCUUAAGUCAACGAUUGGAGCACAAAAAGUUCAACAUGAUGUGGAUAUAAAACAAUAUGAUGCAGUGAAAAAUAAUGAAGUUUUAUUAAAGAAAGUUUUGAGUAUUAUACAAGAGAAUAAUACAUUAAAAUAA